Messenger RNA from Ruditapes philippinarum (Manila clam), 1564 nucleotides. Its product is annotated as tubulin delta chain-like. Lineage: Eukaryota; Metazoa; Mollusca; Bivalvia; Venerida; Veneridae. Gene Ontology annotation, cellular component: cytoplasm; microtubule. The record is from RefSeq and is a predicted model, not a curated record. The transcript has 11 exons. Gene Ontology annotation, molecular function: structural constituent of cytoskeleton; GTP binding. Gene Ontology annotation, biological process: mitotic cell cycle; microtubule cytoskeleton organization. The coding region runs from base 44 to 1267 and encodes 407 amino acids.
CUUUGAUUUUGAGAUAAAUGGCCAUUGGAAAAAAUAAUUCAUCAUGUCAACAGUUUUCGUUCAGAUAGGGCAAUGUGGAAAUCAAGUUGGACACGCUUUUUGGAAGAGGAUUAUGAAGGAUGAGGAGGUCAACAAAAGUUCCAGUUUUAUUGCUAAAGAUGGUAAAUUUAGGGCAGUGGUUGUAGACAGUGAACCUAAAGUCAUCAGAAAAAUUACAAAAGGCUUGCCAUUUAGAGAAGAAUCUGUUAUUACUGGCAAAAGAGGAAGAGGCACUAAUUGGGCUUUAGGUUACCAUGGUUUAAAGAGAACUGGCGAUGAUCACUUGCUAGAAGACACGCUGGAGGCUAUACGCAAAGAAAUUGAGAGGUGUGAUUGUUUUAGUGGUAUUAUUAUGUUACACAGUCUGAGUGGUGGAACAGGCUCAGGGUUUGGUUCCAGGCUGGCUGAGAUCCUAAGGGAUCGGUACCCGAUGCAUCAUCUUAUGUCGUGUGUGUUUGCCCCCCAUGCCAGCGGAGAGAGUCCCCUACAACACUACAAUAGUCUGUUAACUCUAGCUACCUUACAAAGGACAACAGACUGUGUGAUACUUACUCAUAAUGAUGAUGUUCUACAUCGUGUUCAGAAGAAGAAAGGGCAAGAAGCUGUCUCAUAUUCUCACCUCAAUGAAGCUAUUGCCAGUCAUUUGUCAGGCAUCUUCUUACCAACUGAGUCGCUCCGGGCUAAAAGUGCAUUUAGUUUAGGAAUGGAACCAUGGGAAAUGUUACGAUCAAUUUGUCCGAUGCCGAACCUGAAGUUUGUACAGAUAGCACAAUACAUGAACAGUAAAAUGUCUUGGUCAGAUUUGCUAAGUAAAGUGUCAGCCACAAUUAGAAGAUAUGACAGCUCUGGAAAUCCUUACAGCAGUUUAGGCAAUAUUUGUGUGGCCAGAGGUGAUACAACCGGAGGGUUCCAAUUACAUAUGGGAGCGCUUGAACCGAAACUGAAACGUGCAUAUAAUUGUGUGGACUGGAAUCCAUUUCCUGUCGACUUCUGGACAGCUAAACCAAACAAUUGUGGAUCUAAGAAUUCAGCUAGUCUGACAGUGGCAUCAAACAGUUCAUCUAUCAAUGAGUAUUUAGAGAAUGUCCUUGAAAGGUCAAAGGUCAUGUUUGAGGCUGGAGCAUAUCUACACUGGUAUUGGAGACAUGGUGCUGAUAAGGAAACAUUUGAAGAUGCUUUUGAGACAAUACAGUUAGUUGUUGACGAUUACAAAACUGCUGUUAAAUGACCUACUGCAUGUGCACAGAUGUUAUAUCAUAUUUAUCUAACUUAUGAUACUUAUCCAAGUACAACAGCUCAGUGCUGUUUGUCAUGCAACUGUUACUGGUUGUUACGUUAGGUCAUAAUGCGAUAUGACCAGCAAUGUGUCAAUAUGCCGUUAAACCUAAAUGUUAGGGCAUUACUGUGAUAUUCAGGGUCAAGAGGUCAUACAACGAAACCCAACAAACAGGUCCCAAAUUAAUAUUUUUAUGAAAGAUUGUUCCAUUUAUUUGUUAUUGUUUUACUUUUUCAUUUAUUUUGUUAU